GUUCUUUUCAGGUGAACCUCUGAGUGCAAUUGUCCUGAAGCUCAAAGAGACAUCAGCACAGGGCAGCUGAGACUAGGACUGACUGACAGGCUGGCUGUCAUCUCUACAAGACAAUUUGCACUUAAAGGACUGUCCCUUUGCCUCUGAAGAUCCACAGGGUUUCACAUGGAGUGCAGCAGAAAUGCCAAGGAUUUCUGCCUUAGAAACACCCCUCAGGUGGUGUAGCUGGAAUAAAAAAAAAAAAAAAAAAAGAAAGCCCCACAGCCCUGCUCUGCAGCUGGGUGAACUGGCAGCAAAAAUGUGCAAUCUCCAGAUAUCAGGAGUGAAUUGAAUCUGGGAUUACCCCAUGUGCCUCUUCACCUCUUGCUGUAAGGCAGAACUGAAUCCUGCAUUGCCCACAGCAGAGCCCCCUGCUCCCAAGGACAUUCUCAGGCAGCAUUAAUGAGAACUCUUGAAAGUGACCUGUCAAAUGUCUGCCUGGAAGAGGGCAAGUGUGUUAGGGGGGUUUUAAUGAGAAAUUGAGAUAGUUUAUUGUCUGAUAACUCUGUAGUAAAUUAUCACCAUCUUUCUAUUCCUUGGGCAGUGUCCAUAUCCAGAACCAGCAAAUGCCCAACAGCAGCUCUGUGAGCGAGUUCCUCCUGCUGGCAUUCGCAGACACACGGAAGCUGCAGCUCCUGCACUUCGGGCUCUUCCUGGGCAUCUACCUGGCUGCCCUCCUGGGCAACGGCCUCAUCCUCACUGCCGUAGCCUGCGACCACCACCUCCACAUCCCCAUGUACUUCUUCCUCCUCAACCUUGCCAUCCUCGACCUCGGAUCCAUCUCCACCACACUCCCCAAAGCCAUGGCCAAUACCCUCUGGGACACCAGGGCCAUCUUCUACACAGGAUGUGCUGCCCAGGUCUUCUUUUUAGUCUUCUUGGUUGGCGCAGAGUAUUCCCUUCUCACUGUCAUGGCCUAUGACCGGUACAUUGCCAUCUGCAAGCCCCUGCACUAUGGGAGCCUCCUGGGCAGCAGAGCUUGUGCCAAGAUGGCAGCAGCUGCCUGGGGCAGUGGGUUUGUCCAUGCUGUCCUGCACACUGCCAACACAUUUUCGCUGCCCCUCUGCCAAGGCAAUGCUGUGGACCAAUUCUUCUGUGAAAUUCCCCAGAUCCUCAAGCUGUCCUGCUCAGAUUCUUACCUCACGGAGAUAGCGCUCAUCAUGUUUUCUGCCUGUUUAGGUGCUGGUUGUUUUGUUUUCAUUGUGUUGUCCUAUGUGCAGAUCUUCAGGGCUGUGCUGAGGAUGCCCUCUGAGCAUGGCCGGCACAAAGCCUUUUCCACAUGUCUCCCUCACCUGGCCGUGGUUUCCUUGUUUCUAAGCACCAUCAUGUUUGCCUACCUAAAGCCCCCUUCCAUUUCCUCUUCAUUCCUAAAUGUGAUGGUGGCAGUUCUGUACUCGGUGGUGCCUCCAGCAGUGAACCCCCUCAUCUACAGCAUGAGGAACCAGGAGCUCAAGGAUGCAGUGAGGAAUCUCAUUGGAUACCUGCUUCUUUAGCAUCAGUAAUAUGCUUAUAAUACUAAUGGGACAC
Messenger RNA from Oxyura jamaicensis (ruddy duck), 1566 nucleotides. Its product is annotated as olfactory receptor 14C36-like. Gene Ontology annotation, cellular component: membrane. Gene Ontology annotation, biological process: G protein-coupled receptor signaling pathway. Gene Ontology annotation, molecular function: G protein-coupled receptor activity; olfactory receptor activity. Lineage: Eukaryota; Metazoa; Chordata; Aves; Anseriformes; Anatidae. Bases 606 to 1532 code for a protein of 308 amino acids. The record is from RefSeq and is a predicted model, not a curated record. The transcript has a single exon.